UGCAUGCGAGCAAGUUCUCAUAUCGAGUAAAUAGCGUUCCAGUAUCUAUAUUCGCUGAGUGUUUUUUUUUCUUAUCCAAUACGUGAAUCGACUUGGACGGUAUAGAAAAUUGCUUUUUUAUGUCAUCCACUUAGAUUUAUGCAAUUCUCAGGCAAAUACUUCUGCUGCUAUCCGCUAGAAUUAUCGGGUUAUUAAGAUGGAUGUCGUGGUGGAACGCAUGAUAGUACCAACAACAUACUGUGUUUUGGCCGUUAUAGGAAUAUUUGGCAAUGGACUGGUUAUCUAUGUAAUGACUUUUUUCGUGAAGACAAAGUCCGUUACUGAUGUUUACGUUACAAACUUGUCUAUUGCGGAUUUACUAUUCGUUUCAACGCUUCCUUUCUGGGCGCACGAACUAUUUUGGGACAAUUGGAUAUUUGGAGAUGCAUUAUGCAAGAUUUUGAGCGCCGUAUCCUUUUUCAACAUGUACGGAUCGAUCUUCUUUCUGACAGCUAUGGGAUUAGACCGUUGGUUAGCUGUCGUCCAGGCUGUUCAAAGCAGAAAAACUAGGACGGUACGAAGAGCCUGGAUAAAUACAGGAAUUGUUUGGACGGUGUGCCUCAUAUUCACCAUUUUCCCAUUAGCAUUUCGUAAUACAUUAGUACUGGGAGAAGAUAGGGAACGAUGUGCAUGGAUUUUUCCGAACAACUUUCGUUCACAAUUGAAUGUGGUUUAUGCCCUUUCGCGUACAUUGAUUGGUUUUGUUAUUCCUCUGUCCAUCAUUCUGUAUUGCUACAUCAGUAUUCUCGUAUUUAUGAGAAAAAGAAGCAAGAAUAAAGGAAAGAAAUACAAAGGUUUGUCGAGAAUAACAAAAAUGGUUGCUUUAGUCAUCAUUUGCUUUGUAAUUGCUUGGCUGCCAAAUCAAGUAACUAACUUUACUCAUUUUAUGAGCUUGGUUGGUUUAUUUCGUUAUUGUCCAACGCCAACCGCGAUUGACGUGAAUGCAACACAAACAAUUGGUUCUUCCGAUCAUUUUAUCUCGUCAGGUUGGGGAUUUAAUGAAACUACGACCGAAAAUUUCGAUCAGGGAAAGAUUUCGUCGAAAUUAGAGAUAACACAAACCGCUAUGUACAGCACCCCACGAUAUCGAACUUCCCAUCUUAAUCCUAUAAGUGAGACAACGACAAUCUACUUAUCAAACAAUGUUCUAACAACUAGUAUGGACCAUACUACUGAAUCUGGUAACUUCGCGGAAAAAAUACCGGAGGAGAAGGAAUCAUCUCAAGCUUUAUGUAUCAAAACGAUUCGGUGCAUUCAUAUGGUAACAGUUUGUCUUGGAUUCGCAAAUUCCGUCAUGAAUCCAAUCAUAUAUGCCUGUGUUGGUUCUGCACUUCGAACACAAGUAUCCAAAGCUUUAGGUUGUUUCACGUUGAAGCAGAAUUUCAGUGGAAGAUCGGUAAUCAGAUCCAGGACGUUGUCCACAUAUUUCAGAUCUAAUGCGGAUGGAUCUGAACGAACGAAACAAAGACGAGGCGUAUUAUCGGAAAAUCAGAUGACAAGUGGAAAAAGAAGAGAUUCCUCCCUGAAAACCUUUGAUAGGACUUCUGACCACGGGUCGGUGUUUCACGCAACUUCACGUCUCAUGACACGAGAUGACUCAGGAAAAAAUUGUAUUAGAAGCAUCCAAAUAGACAAUAAAGAAGACAGACUUCAGACAGCUAAUAAUCCAGAAACGAUGCUUCUAAGGUCAUAUGAUGAAUCCGAACCUUCCGAAGAGUUGUUUGGUGGAGUAUGGGUCGGCGGAACAAAUCAAAUUUAAAGAAUUAUUUGACCAUGCCGCCUCGUUCAAGACUACUCACUUGAAAUCAAUCUUCAUUGAUUAAGGAUGUGACGAAUGCCUAUUUGAGUGAUUUAUGUUAUAUCGUUAUUGAUGUUUGCAGCUCUUUGUGCCGUCAUACAGAACUAAUUAUAUUGUGUGGCUAGUUCUUUGGAUACAUGCCAAUUGAAAUAACGUAAAAUGAAGCCUCGUAAAAUUGAACUAUUACUUUAAAUUCGAAAUACUUAUCAAUGAGUCAGAGUUGGGUGGGAAAACCAACUUACAAGAAAUUCCACUGUAACUGUUUUGUUUUUGGCUGAACAUAUCAGCAAUGGAGAAGAAACCUAUUUGUUCAGAAAUAUAAAUAAAAGUUAUGAUAUGGCUCCCGUUGUAAGAUAUACAAAAUUUUCUUUUUAUGUGAUGUUUAAUGUAAUAUUGACUUUUUGAUUUUUUUUAGUCGUACUAAAACUCACUACAAUUAUCUAAUGUUAUCUAUAACAAUUGCGAUGCCGUCUUAGGGCGAAAAUUUCGCGUUUUAAAGUAUUCUUUGCUUUGUCAAUUUAUAAUUUGUGUAAAAUAAAUGGAAACUUUCAAUGCAAGGUUAAAAGGGGGCAUCUAUAUUGCAGGUUUC
Molecule: messenger RNA, 2426 nt
Organism: Styela clava
Lineage: Eukaryota; Metazoa; Chordata; Ascidiacea; Stolidobranchia; Styelidae
Source: RefSeq, a predicted model, not a curated record